Colletotrichum spaethianum is the source of this 540-nucleotide messenger RNA. RefSeq names its product putative oxidoreductase. The transcript has a single exon. The coding region runs from base 1 to 540 and encodes 179 amino acids. The record is from RefSeq and is a predicted model, not a curated record. Lineage: Eukaryota; Fungi; Ascomycota; Sordariomycetes; Glomerellales; Glomerellaceae.
AUGCACCCCUCAGCCAAUGUCGACCUCCUACAAAUGGACCACAUGGAUCUCACCAGCGUCGUCGCGGCCGCCAAACACUUUCUCACCCUCGAAAGGGCUCUUCAUGGACUAGUCAACAACGCAGGUAUCAUGGCGACGCCCUUCGAAAUGACCAAAGAUGGUCACGAGGCCCAGUGGCAGACCAACUACCUUGCGCACUGGGUUUUCACGGAGUACCUGGUUCCUCUGAUGCUACGGACCGCCAAGACGCUCCCCCCCGGCAGCGUGCGUAUCGUGAACCUCACUUCAUCGGGCCACUUGAGCGCACCCAAGUGCGGCAUCAAUUUCAAGGAUCUAUCGCUCCAGGAUAGCGGUCCGUGGCCGCGAUAUGGACAGAGCAAGCUUGCCAACAUUCUGCACACUAAUAUUCUACACAACAUGUACGGUCCUGACUCUAGUAAUGCGCGGAACCGAGAGGGCGAGAUCUGGGUCUCGUCUGUGCAUCCAGGUUUGGUUGAGACAAACCUUGCCAAGUCAAUGGGGAGUUGGAUUGGGCCAUGA